AUGACGAACACCAACAUCUGGCAGCGCGCCUUGACGGCAGCGACCGCCACCCUUGCCUUCAUUCCCUCCAUCCAUGCCGGCAUCUCGCUCUCGGUCGACGACGAAGCUUCCAUCAAGGCCGGCGCCGCCAUCGCCGCCAACGACCUCAUGAAACUCUACGUCAACAACGCCUCGGGCACCACGCCCAUCGAGGUCGGCACCUUCGCCAAGCCCAUCUACUGGUGGGAGGCCGGCGCCGUGUGGGGCGGGCUGGUCGACUACUGGGCCUACACGGGCGACGCCAGCUACGUCGCCACCGUCACCCAGGCCCUGCUCGCCCAGAAGGGCCCCGCCAACGACUUCAUGAACGUCGAGUGGGAGAAGGAGCUGGGCAACGACGACCAAGUCUUCUGGGCGCUGACGGCCAUGUCGGCGGCGGAGCAGGGCUUCCCCGAGCCCAGCGCCGCCAGCGCCGCCGCCGUCACCAACCCGCCGUCGGCCUGGCUCGACCUGGCCGUCAACACGUUCAACACGCAGGUCGCGCGCUGGGACAUGGCGACGUGCAACGGCGGCCUGCGCUGGCAGGUGUACGCCACCAACAACGGCUACACGUACAAGAACUCGGUCUCCAACGGCGGCCUCUUCCAGCUGGCCGCCCGCCUCCACCGCUACACGGGCAACGCCACCUACUCCGACUGGGCGACCAAGGUGUGGGACUGGAGCGUCGGCGUCGGCGCCGUCAACGCCCAGACGUACGACGUCUACGACGGCGCCGGCGUCGACCAGAACUGCACCCAGUUCGACAAGACGCAGUGGAGCUACAACGUCGCCAUGUACCUCUACGGCGCCGCCGCCAUGUACAACGGCACCGACGGCGCCGCCCCGUGGGACGCCCGCACCCGGGGCCUCCUCGACAACGCCGCCCGCCGCUUCUUCUCCCCGCCCGCCGGCAACGCCUCCGACGUGGCCUACGAGGCCGCCUGCGAGCCCCUCGACUCGUGCAACACGGACCAGCUCUCCUUCAAGGCCUACCUCGCCCGCUGGCUCGCAAAGACCAGCGUCCUCGCCCCCGACGUCGACAACGGCACCGCCCUGCCGCUGCUGCGCGCCUCGGCCCUGGGCGCCGCCGCCGCCUGCUCGGGCGAGGCCGACGGCACCAGCUGCGGCUACCGCUGGGACACGGGCAGCUACGACGGCAAGGCCGGCGUCGGCCCCCAGCUGGCCGCCAUGGAGGUCAUGCAGGCCCUGCUGGUCGUGGCGCCGGGGAAGCAGGCGGCGGCGGCGGGAGAAUCUAGCAGCAGCGUGGCAGCUGCCGCCGUCAUUUCUUCGACGACGACGACGCCUCUCCCCGUGCAGGCUACGCCGACGACGAUGCUCACCUCGACCGUGUCUUCGACGUCGACGUCGACGACGACCUCGAUCGCGACGACCACUGCGACGAGCACGACGGCCGCGGCCGCGGCGCCGUCGGCCGUCAGCUCCGCUGCCGUCAUGGCGAGGUGGAUCGCGGCUGCGGCGGCGAAGGCACAGCCGGCUGAUGCCAUGUUUUGA
Diplodia corticola is the source of this 1530-nucleotide messenger RNA. RefSeq names its product mannan endo-alpha-mannosidase. The transcript has a single exon. Gene Ontology annotation, biological process: carbohydrate catabolic process; fungal-type cell wall biogenesis. The record is from RefSeq and is a predicted model, not a curated record. Gene Ontology annotation, molecular function: mannan endo-1,6-alpha-mannosidase activity. Lineage: Eukaryota; Fungi; Ascomycota; Dothideomycetes; Botryosphaeriales; Botryosphaeriaceae. The coding region runs from base 1 to 1530 and encodes 509 amino acids.